Portunus trituberculatus (swimming crab) is the source of this 2937-nucleotide messenger RNA. RefSeq names its product zinc finger protein 701-like. Gene Ontology annotation, biological process: regulation of transcription by RNA polymerase II. The record is from RefSeq and is a predicted model, not a curated record. Lineage: Eukaryota; Metazoa; Arthropoda; Malacostraca; Decapoda; Portunidae. The coding region runs from base 280 to 1338 and encodes 352 amino acids. Gene Ontology annotation, molecular function: DNA-binding transcription factor activity; RNA polymerase II cis-regulatory region sequence-specific DNA binding. The transcript is spliced from 3 exons.
UAGCACAGUAGCAUCAGAGACUGGCAAACUCAAGAUUUUUGAGUAGAAUGCAGCGCAGUGAGCACUGGCCACUGGGCACCUUGCAGAGAAACCAGUGAAUGACACGACAGUGACUGUGCCUCAGCUGUCAUCGCACACAUGAUGAUGCUAUAACAAGGCUUCCAUGUCAAAGCUCACUGUGCUUGGAUUACAUGACAUACGCCCCUCCCUUGCUUCCAGAGGCGCCGUUUGGUACAGUCGUGCUGUUCCUCACUCCAGAAACCCUAUCCCAAUGCUGCAAUGGGGUCCUUUGUAACUCUUGGUGCACAGGCCCUCAAACACUUGCUGGAGGCGUGCCACAACUGUGCUAGAGGUAAUCCAGCCAAAGUUUGUGUAAACAAUAUAUCAGAAAGGCUUGAGAAGGAAACGGUUCAUUCCUUCUCUUUCCUUUGCUGUGAGACAAUUAUUAGCAUUGAUGGGGUUAUCUGGCACUCUGAGGAUGAAACUUUGGAUGGCAUUACCAGCAGAGUUCAGCGGCACCACCAGCCAGUGUAUAUGAGACAAGAUCCAGCUGUGAUUAAUAAAGAAUUCAGUGACUUUGUAGACAUCAGUGUGAAAUGUGAAGAUGGUGUCAAAAGUAUUACUGAUGAAGAUGAUGCUUCCUGCAAGAAUGUGUUAGAAAAGGAUCCUCUGUUGUUGGAUGAGUCAACUGCACUGCACACAAACACGGAUGGAUGUGGGAUUGAAGGACAAGCUCUGGAUUGUGAUACAAAGUCUGUCAACAAAGGUUUGAGAAAGAAAUUUGUAGGAAUAUUAGAAAAACAAGAUUUACUGGGCAUGAAUAUAUCAAGUGAACAAAACAGGUUUCCAGAGUCAAGUAAAGGAAAAAAAUACCCAGAAAUCUUUGCAUGUGAAUUCUGUGGAAAAACAUUUAAAGGAAAGGAGAGAGCGUAUCAGUUUUAUUACCACAGGAACCGUGAACAUACACAUGAAAUGUCAUUCAAGUGUGAUGUGUGUUCAAAGGAGUUCUGGGGUGACAGAGAACUACUGGCACACAGAACUCAGCACAAAGAUCAGGGUCAUGUUUGUCAUAUUUGUGGACAAAAAUUUAAUGCCAGUAAGAACCUCAAAGUUCACCUUUUAAUUCACGUUCCCAUUCGAGAACAUGUGUGCCGUUACUGUGAUAAACCCUUCAGAAGAAAAGAUCACUUAAUAGUUCAUGAGAGAAUCCAUACUGGAAUUCGGCCGUAUCAGUGCCAGUGGUGCGAUUCAGGAUAUCCCCAAAAACACCAGUUGAAAUUGCAUAUACGGAAGUGUCCUAUUUUAAGACAAACUGAUGCAAAAGUUUAUGGAACUUAGUGGAUUAAUUUUUUGUAUGUCAAAUGAUUUAUCAACAUCCAGAACUUAUUACUUCACUUCCAUCUCAGGUACUAUUGUUUAGGAUUGCCCAGGUCAUGACUCUAAGCCAGUGGUUCCCAACUUCUGGUAUGCAAAGGUCUUCCAUAUGGUACCUGAGUACUUUCAGGAUCAUAUGUAAUAUAUAGUAAAUUGAAUUAAUUAAUUUCUCAGAAAAAAAUGCUGUUUCCUUAAACAAGAUUAUCUGGUAUUGAUCAGCUGAAGAAGAAACAGAUGCAUCCCUCACAUUAAAUUGAGUUGUGUUCUUUUUGUUAGCUUAUUCUACUUGUGAAUAAAUUGACAUUUGCUGGAAUUGACUUUUUCUGGAAUGAGGUGGUACAUGAGGACUAUACUGGACCUCCAAGUGGUACUUACUCAAGAAAAGUUUGGGAACCACUACUCUAAGCUGAGUUACAUGAAUGUGACAUAGUCACUUAAGUCAAAAUUAUGUCUUGAAAAGGAAGUUCUUGUACAUAUACACUCAACCCUUUGCUAUCACGCCUGAUUGGUGCAUCUAUCACUGUGUGAUAGCCAAAAUUGCGAUAACUGAAGUGAAGAACCUGUGGUAAUAAUUCAAAUUGACAGUAGGACCUCCAAGCUGUCCCUCUUUGCUUAGUUUUAUGCCAUAUAAUAGUAUAACAAUGAAGAAAUGGUACAGUAUAAAAAAACUUGAUCAAGAAUCAUAAUAAUAUAUUUUAGAGCUUUUGUUUAGCGUAUUUAAUGUUAUAAAGUACACAUGGGUGUAUAAGACUCACACCCAUUUCAACAGGUCAAAUAUAGGUAAAAAAGUUUUUUAGUAUGUUUUAGCGUAUCUAGCAGCACAUUACACAACAUUAAUCUUUCCUAGCGCUCUUCAGUUGGUCUUACUGUUGCCCAGAUACUUAAGAUUUUUUCUUUUAAGUGGUGGCCUUAAAGCCCUUGCUACUGCUCUAUUGCCAUGCUCCUUGGCAUAAUCUACCACUUGUAGCUUGUAGGAGAUUGUAUACUUUGACCUUUUCCUUUCUGCUGCCAUAAUGGUGUGGGGUGUUAAUGUGUUUUGUUAUGAUCAUGAACUUGCUGGUACUCCUCACCACUAGAUGAUAUUUCUAAAGAUGUGUCACAGCCUCACAGGUUAGAUUGUUUUAAUUUUAAAGUGGUAAUAUUAGUAAUGGUAAUAAUACCAGCAAUAAAAUAAUGAUGCAUGCAGUUAAGGUAGGUAAAAGUACUGGAAAAAGAUGUGUCCUAUGUACUGUCAAAUACAGUACCUCAUUGUGUAUGAUUAGGAGCUAAGGUGGAUGGGUAGAUUGGGGAAAUAUGCAAAGAACUAUUUCUCAAUAGAGGUAUAUAGAGAAACUCAACUACCACGCGACUUCAUAACAAAGGAAUGUUUGAAUGAGGGGCGCAUGAUAGUAAUUUCUUGUGCAAUAUAAACACACGUGCAGCUUUUUUUAAGUAUGUGCAAUAGCAAUGAAACGUGAUAACAAAAGGUGCAAUAGCAGAAGUUUAAGUGUAUUUACUUUGUCUCUAAUGUUGUCACUGUCUCAUCCUGUUGAAUAACAGAAUAAAUAGCAUCAAGAAUCUUCA